AGAGAAUGGCUGAAGCAAUUCCAACUUUCCCUGGGAACAUCCUCUUCUCAACCUCUCCUUCCAUCUCUCGUCUCUCUCCUCUCCUUCUCCGCCCCUCACAAACCCACAAAAGACAAACAGUCGCCGGCAAUUCCCCCACCGGAGUCCGCUGUCAAGCAGUGGGGUCGGAAGCUACACCGGCAGUGGCCAAAACGAAGAAGAAGAAUAGAUAUGAAAUGGAAAACUUGACAACAUGGUUGUUGAAACAAGAACAGGCUGGUCACAUAGACUCUGAGCUUACCAUUGUGCUCUCCAGCAUCUCUUUGGCUUGUAAGCAGAUCGCUUCGCUGCUCCAAAGGUCUGCCAUUAUCAACGUCACAGGGGCUCAGGGCACCGUUAACAUUCAAGGCGAGGAUCAGAAGAAACUUGAUGUUAUAUCCAAUGAGUUGUUCUGCAACUGCCUAAGAUCCAGUGGACGGACUGGAAUUAUAGCGUCGGAGGAAGAAGAUGUACCAGUUGCAGUUGAAGAGACUUACUCCGGGAACUACAUUGUUGUGUUUGACCCCAUUGAUGGAUCUGCCAACAUUGACACUGCCCUAACCACUGGAUCUAUAUUCGGCAUAUAUGGUCCUGAUCAGCAAUGCCUUCUUGACAUUGAUGAUGAUUCUACGCUCGACCAAGCCAAAGAGAAGUGCAUUAUCAGUGUUUGUCAACCAGGCAGCAACUUAUUGGCUGCUGGCUAUUGCCUGUAUUCAAGCUCAGUAGUCUUCACACUCUCACUAGGUAAAGGGGUGUAUGCAUUCACAUUGGAUCCAGCAUAUGGAGAAUUUGUAUUAACCCUUGAAAAUAUUACGAUACCAAAAUCUGGGAAAAUUUACUCUUUCAAUGAAGGAAACUAUGAUUUGUGGGAUGAUAAACUGAAGAAGUACCUUGACCACCUGAGGAAGCCAGGCCCUAAUGGCAAGCCAUAUUCCGGCCGUUAUAUAGGCUGCCUUGUAGGUGAAAUCCAUAGAAUGUUGUUGUGUGGUGGUAUCUAUGGGAACCCCAAGAACAAGAACAGCAAGAAUGGAAAUCUUAGGCUCUUGUAUGAGUGUGCACCAAUGAGCUAUUUGGUAGAACAAGCAGGUGGGAAGGCAAUUGAUGGUCACCAGAGAAUACUUGAUAUCAAGCCAAUGCAGAUUCAUCAGCGUACCCCUAUCUUCCUUGGAAGCCCAGAUGAAGUAGAGGAACUGGAGAAGUGCUUGGCUUAAGAAGUCCAAAUUCUAGACAUUCCAGCUGCCUAUUUCAAUAACCGGAACAAAGGAAAUGCUGAUUGUUUCAUGAUUUUGUUUUAGACUUCAAGCACGUUCUUGCAUAUAACGAACAAAGCAUCAUUCUAUGAACAAUUUCAAGGAAAAAAAUUGGUGCCACAAUAUUUGCCUGACUUGCUGAUGUACAUUCAACUAAAUGGCACCAAAGAAAAGAACAGUAGAAAUUACUCCAAAAAGACAAGUGAGCAUAUAUUAUGUUUAGAGCUG
Ilex paraguariensis (yerba mate) is the source of this 1496-nucleotide messenger RNA. Lineage: Eukaryota; Viridiplantae; Streptophyta; Magnoliopsida; Aquifoliales; Aquifoliaceae. The record is from the annotation of a GenBank genome assembly.